CCCAAGGCCCAAUAAAACCGGGUCGGUGAUAUUAACUUCUUCUUUUUUAUUAACUUGGGUCUCUCCAUCUUUCUCAGUUCUCACUAUCUGGACACUUUCGAUUUCUGAAGUUGAGAGACGACUAUGGCGACGAACAAUGGUGAUGUCUUGAUGUUGGAGGCGACGCCGGAGGCUGCGAGGCCCUGGGCUAGUGCGGCGAAUGCAGAAGUUAUCGAUGCGCUUCCUUAUAUAGACGACGACUAUGGCAAUCCAUUGAUUAAGUCGGAGGUAGACCGUUUGGUGGAGGAAGAGAUGCGUCGGAGCUCUAAGAAGCCAGCUGACUUUCUAAAGGACUUGCCUCCUCUUCCGAAGUUCGAUUUUAAGAACUGCCCUGUUCUUGGCAAAGAGUAUGAGCGUGUUAGAGCUGGGAAGCCUCCUGUGCGGAUAGAUUUCGAAUCCCGAUACAAACUUGAAAUGCCACCUGCCAAUAAGAGGAAUGAUGAUGCUGCCUGGAAGCAGUAUCUUCAGAAGAAUCAACGGUCAUUGCAACAGAAGCUGAUUGAGCUUGAGAAUUUGGAAUUGAUGUCAAAACUUGGCCCCGAGCUUUGGAGACAGAACAACCAUCGCCUUGAAGUAUUUUUGACCAGAAUGCAAAGACUAGCACAGGAGCAGAAUGAGGAAAUUGAAAAAGUAAAUCGGGAAAGGAAGUAUCAUCAGCAAACCACAUCAUACGAGCUCAAUGCUCUAUCUCAAGAAUGGAGACAGCUCUGUGUUAAGAAUAUGGAGAUUCAGUCUGCUUGUGCCAUGCUUGAGACACAGAUCGAUUCGUUCAAGAAAGAAGCUGCUGAAAGGGGUUGGAACUUAGAAGAGAAACUAGAGAACGUCGAGCCACUUCAAAUGCAAUGAGGCGCCUCCCUUGCUCUUAAGUAACAUAGGUUCAGAGCAAAACAACUGUUGGUCAGUUUGGUUUGAGUUGUGGGUUAAGAGAAUCAAAGACGAGACAGUUUCAGUUAUUUGCCAGUUUUGUGAAAUCCUCUGCUCUCCUGUCAAGUGGUGUGUGGGACAAGUAAUUGCUUUUGAAAGUAUCGAAACUCUUUAAUUUAUCGAGCAUAACGUUUACGAUUUGAAAUACAAUAUAAAUUUUUGUAUUUAGAAACAUAUAUUCUCUCUCUAUAUUAAGAUGUUGCAUCCCUUAUUCUCCUAUAAUCAGAAUGCAGAAAAGCUCCUCCGUCC
Messenger RNA from Arabidopsis thaliana (thale cress), 1212 nucleotides. RefSeq names its product modifier of snc1,4 (gene MOS4). The transcript is spliced from 6 exons. Bases 124 to 885 code for a protein of 253 amino acids. Gene Ontology annotation, cellular component: nucleus. Gene Ontology annotation, biological process: mRNA processing. NCBI's taxonomy places the organism in Eukaryota, Viridiplantae, Streptophyta, Magnoliopsida, Brassicales, Brassicaceae. The record is from RefSeq and is marked reviewed.